This is a messenger RNA of Pteronotus mesoamericanus, 603 nucleotides long. RefSeq names its product colony stimulating factor 3 (gene CSF3). Gene Ontology annotation, biological process: positive regulation of myeloid cell differentiation; immune response. Lineage: Eukaryota; Metazoa; Chordata; Mammalia; Chiroptera; Mormoopidae. Gene Ontology annotation, molecular function: cytokine activity; granulocyte colony-stimulating factor receptor binding. The record is from RefSeq and is a predicted model, not a curated record. Gene Ontology annotation, cellular component: extracellular region.
AUGUCUCCUGAGCCUCCGUCUGCUCCUGCCCUGCAGCUGCUACUCUGGUACAGUGCAUUUUUGGCUGUGCAAGAAGCCACUCCCCUGGGCCCUGCCAGCAACCUGCCCCAGAGCUUCCUGCUCAAGUGUUUAGAGCAAGUGAGGAAGAUCCAGGCUGAUGUUGCGGUCAUGCAGGAAAGGCUGUGCGCUACCCACAAGCUGUGCCACCCUGAGGAGCUGGUGCUGCUCAGGCACUUCCUGGGCAUCCCUCAGGCUCCCCUGAGCAGUUGCUCCAGCCAGGCCCUGCAGCCGAUGGGCUGCCUGAGACAACUCCACGGUGGCCUCUUCCUCUACCAGGGCCUCCUGCAGGCCCUGGCAGGAAUCUCCCCUGAGGUAGCCCCUGCCUUGGACGUGCUGCAGCUGGACAUCGCGGACUUUGCCACCAACAUCUGGCAGCAGAUGGAAGACCUGAGGAUGGCCCCUGCCAUGCCGGCCAUCCAGGGCCCCAUGCCAGCCUUCACCUCGGCCUUCCAGCGCCGGGCAGGAGGCGUCCUUGUGGCCGCCAACCUGCAGAGCUUCCUGGAGCUGGCGUACCGUGUCCUGCGCUACCUUGCCGAGCCCUGA